AUCCACGGUGAUUCCCAGUACGCAUGCGCACGGUAAGCCGAGGCUCGCGCAGCUCUUAGCUUUAUUCACUUGAGUCUGUUAGCAACAACGUCGUGUAAGGUCAAAAAAUGUCAUCAAGUGACUUUUAUUUAAGAUAUUAUGUCGGACACAAGGGGAAGUUUGGACACGAGUUUCUGGAAUUUGAGUUCAGACCCGACGGUAAACUGAGGUACGCAAACAACAGCAACUACAAGAAUGACGUGAUGAUCAGGAAAGAGGCCUACGUACACAAAAGUGUGAUGGAGGAGCUGAAACGGAUCAUUGAUGACAGCGAAAUCACAAAGGAGGACGAUGCACUGUGGCCUCCACCUGAUAGAGUUGGAAGACAGGAGUUGGAGAUUGUGAUUGGUGACGAGCACAUUUCAUUCACAACUUCCAAAAUUGGCUCUCUGAUUGAUGUCAACCAGUCAAAGGACCCAGAAGGGCUUCGUGUGUUCUACUACCUGGUCCAGGAUCUGAAAUGUCUCGUCUUCAGUCUGAUCGGCCUACACUUCAAGAUCAAGCCUAUCUAAAAUAUGGAGAUCAAAAUAUUCCAGUUGCUUUAUCUCCGGUUCUUUUGUACUAUCACAUUUGUACAUUUGCUUUUGGUGGAAUUGUUGUUUUAAAUAAACCAGGAAUAAAAAAAAUUAA
This is a messenger RNA of Nothobranchius furzeri (turquoise killifish), 669 nucleotides long. RefSeq names its product mago homolog, exon junction complex subunit (gene magoh). Gene Ontology annotation, cellular component: catalytic step 2 spliceosome; nucleus; exon-exon junction complex. The record is from RefSeq and is a predicted model, not a curated record. Gene Ontology annotation, biological process: RNA splicing. NCBI's taxonomy places the organism in Eukaryota, Metazoa, Chordata, Actinopteri, Cyprinodontiformes, Nothobranchiidae.